Molecule: messenger RNA, 3954 nt
Organism: Ustilaginoidea virens
Lineage: Eukaryota; Fungi; Ascomycota; Sordariomycetes; Hypocreales; Clavicipitaceae
Exons: 4
Coding region: 1-3954 (1317 amino acids)
Biological process (GO): maintenance of protein location in cell cortex; establishment of mitochondrion localization; microtubule cytoskeleton organization
Cellular component (GO): mitochondrion; cell cortex
Molecular function (GO): phospholipid binding; tubulin binding
Source: RefSeq, a predicted model, not a curated record
AUGGGGGAGUGGGAAACAGACUGUGCAACUCCUCCGAUCCCUCCCAGGUCAAAGCAGUCUGGUAGGCGUCCGAUGACUCCCGCGACAAGGGGAACAUCUUCGUCUGCCAUGAGCCCUGAUUUUCCCGAGAAAAGGUCCUCCAGGGACGAUACAAACGAAGAGAGCAUCAGCAUCCUCGAUCCCAGAAGAUUCACCCCUACUCUCCAUGCUAAUUUAGUGUCUGAAAUUCUUGCCCUAAGACGUGAUCAAGAUGAGAAGAUUAGGCAGAUAGAGAGCUUGGAGACUGCUCUGCUCUCGGUGAAAGAGGAGCACGAGCAUCUUCAGGAGAAUUUGAUCAUCUCGUCAAAGGAAAACCGCUCAUUGAAGAGACAAAUUUCGCUGCUCGAAGAUGGAACAGCAUCUGCCAUGGGAGAGUUGGCACGCCAGCGAGACGAAGCGGUCGACUCGGUUGCCGAAACGAAGAAGAGGCUGGAGUCGGCACAGAAGAAGAUUCGAGAUCAAGAAGACGACUCCCAGAGGGUUCAUGAACUCUUGGUGCAAGAAAAGGACCAGUGGGAAGAUGAGCGCCGCAAGUAUGAGCGGAAGCUGCACAUUGCUGAAAGUCGCUUGAGAAUGAUACUGGACGAAGUGGCCGUACAUCAGUCUCGCCGGAUGAGUGUCGGGCCUGCCACACAGCUCCCUGAAGACCAGGUCGGUGGCGAGGAUAGUGACACCGAAAGUAACAGGACCAGGAGCCUCACUAGCAGCAUUCGACACUCCCUGCUCAAUGGUCCAGUCUUGCAUCCCGGAAACUCACUCGCCGACGAGCUGAAUUUUGACGAUGAUGACCGUACCGAUGCGGACGGCCGAGAAAGCGUAUUGUCGCAACAUUCUAGCCCCAAGCACGUCCGAAGCUGCAGCCGUGAAAGCGGUGCAGGUCGAUUUCGCCACGUAAAUUACAGCACCGAAGGUUUGAGACGGUCCGGAUGUGUCGCUCGAAGUCGACUGUUCAUGAAUCCUGCCGUCUGGGAAGCGCUCGAGGGCGAAGAUGGAGCACCAGUGGUUUCGCAGAUGAUCAGGGGCAAACAUUAUGUCGAUGCUGGCGUUCAAUACUCUCGGCCGCCCUCGCCAGAGGUACCUCGAUGCAAGUCGCCGACGACCGAGACGUCAGGGCAGUGCAUCAAAACGACCGAUCGCGCGUUGACAAUCGAACCUCCAAAAGCCGGCAACAGGAUGAUCUCGACGUCUGCUCAAACGUCAGACCUGCCCAUGAGUCCUCCAAAGACACCACAGUCGCCCAUACCGGAUCUUGAUGGCCCAACACAUAAAUCAGUACCUAUGGUGACAGCAUCGACGCAGACAGAAGAGGCUGCAGCAGUUUUGCGAGCGAGCGUCGACAACUCGUUUAGUCGGCCGACGCCUUCUCCGCCUCCACUCGAGAUCCCAACAAUCAGCAUUCAGCCACCCACGAGUCGGCCGAUGACUCCAGGAGAAAUACGGCUGCCUCAACACUUCAAACAAUUCGGUUGCCAAGUGAACUUGUCUUAUGCUGUCCCAAUGAGCGAUGCUAGUGUGCAGACGGAAGGCAUUCACGUUGACAAGAGAUUGGCAUUGCUACCUCCACACUUGCAGCCUUCAGCCAUCUCGUCUCGACCAACGUCACCAAACACAUUCAGAGCAACGCCAGAUCAUGACUCGGCAUCGAUUUCGGCUAAAGUUCCGCCUCGAAACCCUCGACGGGUGAGAAAUAGUCUGGACCAGGACGACUUUCCGUCGUCUCCAGUCACCUCGCUGAAAAGUUACUUGACUCAAGCUGAUGACCUCGAGUCGUCAAGCAAGGGCGGCGGCACCGCAGCACGGCGCAUGAAUCAUAAUCUUAGCAGUAUCUUCGCGGGGUUCGACACGGCGAGCUCGGAUGAGGGCGACGUGUUUGGCGACCUCGAUAGAAGUGAUGCAGAGUUUCCGACUGCACUGUCGGCACCCAGGCCGCCACCCGUCUCAGCCGGGGUGAUAAAGCGCGGGUCUUUGGGGACUGCCACGUGUGCGGAACAGGCAGGACCAAAAUUUGGAGUGCUGAACUCAGACAAGGAGACCCAGGACGAAGGCCACAGUCAGGGGCUGAGCAGGACAUACGGGAGAGCAACGGCUCCAGCACCACCAUCGCCACCAGGCUGCGCUGAUCUUGAUAGCGCUAUACGCAAGGCUUCCGUUAUUCAAAAUGGAAUAUGUUGCCAGCAAAGCCCGCCCAUUGGCUUCAGUCCUGUAGAUGGUCAAUGCCCUCCUUACCCAAUUCCCAAUAGAGAGAGCUCCAGAAGGUCGCAAAUCGGUCUCAACAGCCCCAGCGAGGGCCAGGCAAGCCCUACGGGAAGGCAGCCAUGGCAUAGACGCGGCGGCAGCCGCUCGUCACAACAAUGCCACAGCGUCCGCAAAGCUCGCUCUGCGGCUGCUUUGCCACGUGCGCCACGCCAACGAAGACACGGCAGCCUGUCGCCUCCGCCAUUAUCGCCAUCAACAGAGGCACCUGAGACUCCUUGCUUGGCGCCACUGGCUCGGAACGACACGACGACGACGCCUCGAAACGGGCGCGAAAGAGGGCAGCUGAGCUACAGACGGCAUCGACAUGAACUGUCCACAAACACCGACAAGACAAACACCACAGCCCCAACUGCUUGCACCAGCGCGUCUCAUCCGACCGGGGUUGUCGAUGCCAUUGCCCAGACCAUGGUGGGUGAGUGGAUGCUCAAGUAUGUGAGGAGGAGAAAAUCGUUUAGCGUCGCCGAGAGCAACGGCAAAGACGACAGUAGCAACGAUCGUCACAAGCGAUGGGUUUGGCUCGCUCCUUAUGAGAGGUCUAUCCUUUGGAGUAGCAGGCAGCCGUCAUCAGGUAGCGCCUUGCUGGGCAAGACUGGCCGCAAGCUAUUGAUUCAAUCAGUUCUGGAUGUGAAGGAUGACAAUGUCGCACCUAAAGUGAUGCCUUUGGUAUUCAAUCGAUCCAUCUUGAUCUUGACGCCGCAGCGGGCUCUCAAAUUUACCGCGAGCUCGGCCGAGCGUCACUAUUUGUGGCUGAUGGCGCUGUCGUUCUUGGCUCAUUCUACGCAAGCUGUGCCGGGCAUGAUUUCCGCGCCACAAGCCAGCAUAGGGCAGCAGCAGCAGCAGCAGCAGCAGCAGAAACUCCCCGAGUUCGAGCCCCCACGACUCAAGGUCAGUCGAGGAGGCAUACGAGAUUCCAUCCUGCUGGCCAAGGGAAGAAAGACUCUGGCUUCUCGAGGCGGCAGUUCAAACGUGCCGAGCAGCAACGGCGUCCACUCGUCGUCAUCCCGCGCCAGCGAGGCUACCUCGUCGCGCAUGAUGGCUGACUCGGGCUCGGCAGCCUCAUGCGGGCACAGCCGGGAGCAGUCUCGGGAGGCAGCAGAGGCGCCGUUCAUCCCACGGUUUCCGGAAAGGAGCGCGCAGGCUGUGGCGACACACGGCCGAAAGCGCAGCAACACGGGAGGGCACGUGGCUCCGCCUCUGUCGUUUCGAGGCUUUUCGGGGCCCGCAGGAAGCGGCAGCUCGGGCCCCAGCACGGGCAACGGAAGUGUGGACACUGCAAUGUCGUCGGAUGCGUACCAGACCCAUGGCUCGUCAAGUACGACGUGGUGGAACAUGAGCCAGAUGGCGUCGCAGCGCACCUCUGAAGCUUCCUCAAGACCGGGCAACUUUUUCGAAGCCAUCGGCACGAUAAGAAUGGAAGCAUUCAUCAACCCGUUGGCCCAUCACCAAGAGAAGGGCUCUGCGGAUGAGAGAAGUGACGGCCGCAGAAGCAGCACGCGGAGACGAUAUCGACAUGCCAGGAGGAGAUAUACACGGAGCCAGCCCCGCGACAGCGGCAGCUACAAGAUUGCUAACGGCGGCGAACUUCAUCAUGACUCGGCAAGGCAACAGCAGGCGGCAGAGGAUGGCAUGCUCGGAAACGACCCAUUCAAGGGGUUUUAG